AUGAAACGCUCAUCAUUUAUACUACUAAAUUUUCACUAUCUUAUUACUUCAUCAUCAUCAUCAUCAUCAUCAUCAUCAUCAUCAUCAUCAUCAUCAUCAUCAUCAUCAUCAUCAUCAUCAUCAUCAUCAUCAUCAUCAUCAUCAUCAUCAUCAUCAUCAUCAUCAUCAUCAUCAUCAUCAUCAUCAUCAUCAUCAUCAUCAUCAUCAUCAUCAUCAUCAUCAUCAUCAUCAUCAUCAUCAUCAUCAUCAUCAUCAUCAUCAUCAUCAUCAUCAUCAUCAUCAUCAUCAUCAUCAUCAUCAUCAUCAUCAUCAUCAUCACUAGGAGUAGCUGCAGAACUAAUUUAUCCCUCUUUUUAUCAGUAUACCAUUUAG
Messenger RNA from Schistosoma rodhaini, 372 nucleotides. The record is from the annotation of a GenBank genome assembly. Lineage: Eukaryota; Metazoa; Platyhelminthes; Trematoda; Strigeidida; Schistosomatidae.